AUGGACACGGAGGAGGGUGAGUUCCUCAUCUGCGGCAACGGCGGCUCGCCCGAGGACGCGGCCUUCGAUACUGUUGUCGGUGUUAUCGAAGACUUCAUGAUUUCGUUGGACUUGGAGAAAAUGUGGCAGUCAGUGCCACCCCUGCACACCAUCUCGGACGAGCACGAGCAGCAUACAGUGUACAGAUCCUUCGUGGAGAAGGUGGAUCAGGAACUUGACGCGCACGUGCUUGCCGCGUGUCCAGUGUAUAAGUCGAUCGACGAAGUUGUGGCGCUGCUGCAGAGGCGCCACGAGGACAUCACCGAAGAGGUGUGGGCGUUUGUGAGUGAGGGCUGCUUUGGCUACGAAGCGUUUGUAGAGCAAUGGAAAGAGAAACGGCCGUAG
Molecule: messenger RNA, 384 nt
Organism: Leishmania braziliensis MHOM/BR/75/M2904
Lineage: Eukaryota; Euglenozoa; Kinetoplastea; Trypanosomatida; Trypanosomatidae
Exons: 1
Coding region: 1-384 (127 amino acids)
Source: RefSeq, a predicted model, not a curated record